UCUCCGGGAGAGCGAGAGCAAGCCUACGCAAAUGAACGCAGAGAAAAACUUAUUUCAGCCCCCGCACAGUGGGACCGAAAGCAAGCUAACUAAAAGUUUAAAUAAGUUGAAAUAAAUAGAUCGAAGUUAAAUAAAUACCCUAAUAUAAAAUGGAAAACAACUUGAAAACUUUCAUGAGUUUUAAGGGUUUUUAAAAGAAAAUAAUUUAAACAAAGCUUGAAUUAAACUGGUACAUAAACGCAUUUAGUUUGACUACUGUUCACCGCAAAAUUCGUUUUCGUUGUGGGAGAGCGAAAGAGAGAAUUGCUGCCUCUCGCGAGAGCGCGAUAAUCGUUUAUAUUGCCAUAUAUUUCCCAUAUAAAAGCACCGCUGCUUCGUGUUUUCGUUGCGUUUUUACAAAAAUCUCGAACAAAAUAUGACAAAAAAACAUCGGAUAAAUCGCCGGGCAGUAAAAUCACGGUUUCCAGUAAAAAACUAAUGAUAUUUAUCAGAUUUCCCAAAUAUAUACUCAUCGAAACGAAAGUCAAUACCCCCCGAAAAAAAAUCCAAGUCGGAGUAAAUACAAGUUGACUUCUGCUGCAGCUGCCUAAAAGAUGCAACAAUGUGACAGGCGGCAGCAGCAGCAAUAUUGCCAGGUGCAACAUCAGCGGAUUAUCCGGCAGCGGCAACAAAAAUUACUACAGGAGCAUCAAGCAUAAUAUUAAAAAACAGCAGCAGCAAUGAAAAAAGUUUAAAAGGCAGCAAAUCCUAUUACAGCAAUAUAUUGAUGAGCAGCUAAAGCCACAACCGAAACAGUUAAACCAUAAUAAUUUAAUUGAAUUUAAUUUUAUACUAGCGAGCUUAAAAGCCAAGCACAAAAAUUCACAGAAGGGGCAGCAGCAAUAACCAAAACACCACAGAAAUAAACAAAAAUUCAGAGUUAAAGACGAAAUACGAACAAUUCGUUUACGCUUCAAAAACAGAGGAAAACCAUUGAUUUUAAGCGAGGACAGCAACCUAUCGGAUACACGAACCCAAGGAUUGAACAGCGGUUUAGCAGAAGGAAAGCUUAGAGAUCAGGCUGAGGAGAGCGACAGACUGAAACGAAGGCAGAUAAGGGAGGAGCAGGAGGAUCAGGCGGAUCAGCGGGAGGAGCAGGAUCAUCAGGAUCACUGGAAGGAUCAUCGGGAUCAACAGGGAUCGGCGGAAUGCCCAGCACGGCGGGCAGUGCAGCGGGCGUUGGAAUGGGCGCUCUAAUCAAUAGUGCCGGCAGCAGUGCCAGUGGUGCCAUGGGCAUCGGCCUGGGUGGAGCAGCGGCGGCCGGAGCAGCAGGAGCAGCAGCUGGACCAGGUGCUGGAGCGGCUGUCUCCGGUGGAGCAGAGGCCUCCGCCGGUACCUUGAUCGCCCAGAGCACGGCGGGAACGAGCGCCGCCAGCAGCGGUACGAUCACCUGGGACAACAACGGCACCCUGCGAUCGAUCAAUCCCGGCGACUGGUCCAUCGAACAGUGCCUCGGUUGGCAGCAGCCGCAUCCGCUCUACUUUCAGCUCGGCUGGGCCUUCCUCUUCCUGGCCUUCCUGGCGCCCCACGGUCCGUACGGAUCGCUCUGGAUGCGGGCCAUGCUGCUCAUCGGCUGCCUGAUGAUGGGCAUGCACGGCUAUCUGGUGGCCUGCACACCGGACGUGGUCCUCUGGUCCGGAAUGGGACUGUUCGUCAACUUCAUCUAUCUCGUCGUGGUGCUCUGCCGGCUGAGACCCGUGCGAUUCGAGCAGGAAAUCGAGGCGGUUUACCUGGCACUUUUCCAGCCGCUGCACGUGACGCGCCAUCAGUUCAAAAAGGUGCUCAACUGCAUGAAGGUGAUACGCGCCCUGAAAUACCAGGAAGUCUAUGCCCAGGAGAAGGUCACCAAGGUGGACAGCCUCUCGUUGGUGCUGAGUGGCAAAUUGGUGGUGUCGCAGCAUCAGCGAGCGCUGCACAUUGUGUUUCCCCAUCAGUUCCUAGACUCGCCGGAAUGGUUUGGCGUCUCGACCGACGACUACUUUCAGGUCUCCAUUAUGGCCAUGGAGGAGUCGCGAGUGCUGAUCUGGCAUCGCGACAAGCUCAAAUUGUCAAUUAUGGCCGAGCCCUUCUUGCAGACCGUCUUCGAUCACAUUCUCGGCCGGGAUGUGGUCAAGAAGCUGAUGCAGGUCACCCAGGUGAGCGAAUCGAUAGCCAGCAAUGGCUUCCUGCCAUCGGGAGGAUAUGCUGAGGAUGCGGAGGACAAGCCCAUGUUGAUACUCAAGAAGAGUGUGGAUGUGGGCCACGGACUGACGGCCCUGAUCAACCGGCAGCUACAGGAGCAUGUUCCUUUACUUGGUCGCACGUACAAACAACAACAACUACUGCAACAACAACUAGAACAACAACAACAACAACAACAAUCCGUACAAGAGGCAACAACAAGCGCCAACAACAUCGAGCAAAGUGCAAUCUGAAAUUAUGCAACCGCCCGCUCCUGCUCAACUUGCCACGAAAAAUCAGAGCACUCCUCCGUCCCUUCACCUUUGACCUGCACAACAACAACAACAACAACUAGAACAACACCCACACAAGCAGACAAUAUCAUCAGUCAUCAGUCAUCAGUCAAGUCAUUAAUCACAAGCAAGCAAAGCAGCAAGACAACAAAAGUCAACACCACGAUCAUCCAAGAAGGAGCUGUCGAAGAGAUCUGGAAACUAUCCAUCUUAAUCCGCAUCUUGAACCCCAUAUAUACUACCAUCAUCUCAUAUCUAGCAUAGCAACUAGCACUAGCUGAACAAACACAUCUAACACAUCUAAUCGUUCUAAUAGCCAACUUUGUAUCACCCAGAAACCUAAACAAACAGCCAGCCUUUUCAGUUUUUGUGUAAACUUUUCGUCUUGGGCAACCUAAACUUUCCAUCCAGCGGAAAUCUACUUCAAAUCAGUGUUGCCAGGUCAAGGUCUAAAAAAAAUAACCUAAAUCCCAAUCAUAUAUUAGCUAGCUUAUGUAAUUUCAUUUCAAUAAUUCUAUCCACUAAAAAACCUCAAAACAUUUUAAGGCUGCGAAAUCUAACCGAAAACUUAUCAACUUGGCAACACUAUUCAAAAUUAUUCCAUAUGUACCCCGGAUCCUUGGCAAAAAACUAACGUUAGCUGUAGUCAAACCAGUUGUAGAUGUUAUUUAUUUUGACUGAUCAUGGUUGUAUGUUGAGUUGUAGUCAAACAAGACACCUGAUUGCUCAUGAAUUAGUUUUAGUUUGAGUGGGUUUCUCGAUUGAACACGAUUAACCAAGGUUUAAUUCUAUGAUUACUUGAUUAUGGUUUUCGAUUUGAAAUUAAUUUUAGUGUUAUUUUCUCAUAAUUGUUUAUAUUAAAAAGAUUUAUAAUUGAUUAAAAAUUGAAAAUAUAUUUAAUGUGAGGACAAUUAACGCGAUCUGUUGAUCAAAGAUUUAUGGUUAGCCACGAGCAAAUGCUAUAUUAUUAUUUAAACUUGUUGUUAUUGUUAAGCAAACAAAAAGUAUAGGUUUACAGAUUUUUUUUUAAAUUGAGUAAUGAGUAUUUGAUGACUUCUGACAUGAUUGUAAUCAUAAUGAAUGGCAAGGGAACUGGUUUGAUCAACAGCACUUGAGUUUCAGUUACAGAUUUAAGAUCUCAAGAUCGAUCGAUCUAGUGACAGGCGAUAAAUUAACUUUUCCGCUGGUGCAAAAGUUUUCUUGGCUUAAUUUGAUUAAAUUGAUUUGAUACCGCUUGGCAUUUAAUGGAAUUUUACUGUGCUGGCACAUCCAUCAAUUCGCUAAAUCUUCCAUUAACACAUUAUUUUUUUUGUACUUCCAUAUGCAUAUGUUUUUUUUUUUCGUUGAUUUGUUGAUUGAUUUGCAUACAAAUUGAGCUUGAAGAAAGCGUGAAAACUAAUUAGAAUUAAUAUCGAAUAAUAUUUGAUAAUGUUAAGCAAUACAUAGCCUAAGUCGUUGUACAUACACUAUAUACAUCUACAUACAUAUAUAUAUAUGUAUAUAUAUAUAUAUAUACAUAUUUUCUGUACAUAACCCCAAUUGUCCAUAAAUCCGAGAACCCCUAAUCCAAUGCUCCCCCAAGAAAGUGUAAUAAACAAAAGGAAUCAAUGUGAAUGUAAACAAGCCAAAAACGAAAGCUAAUAAAAAAAAACACAUAUAAUACCAA
Molecule: messenger RNA, 4158 nt
Organism: Drosophila ficusphila
Lineage: Eukaryota; Metazoa; Arthropoda; Insecta; Diptera; Drosophilidae
Gene: bves
Product: blood vessel epicardial substance
Exons: 7
Coding region: 1188-2453 (421 amino acids)
Cellular component (GO): sarcolemma
Molecular function (GO): cAMP binding
Source: RefSeq, a predicted model, not a curated record